Homalodisca vitripennis (glassy-winged sharpshooter) is the source of this 1456-nucleotide messenger RNA. Its product is annotated as nuclear envelope integral membrane protein 1b-like. The record is from RefSeq and is a predicted model, not a curated record. Gene Ontology annotation, cellular component: nuclear envelope. NCBI's taxonomy places the organism in Eukaryota, Metazoa, Arthropoda, Insecta, Hemiptera, Cicadellidae. The transcript has 8 exons. Bases 196 to 1224 code for a protein of 342 amino acids.
ACUACCGGUUUGCAGGUUUGGAGGAGUGUUUGAGCGGGAAUGGCGGAAAUUAAUUCUUAUGGGAAUAGUGAAGAUUGAUGUUUGGUGCUUGGUGAACGCGAAGUCCAGUUAAACGCCGCAAAUAGUGAAAUAUUAGUUUAUAUGUUUUGUGACCUAUAUAACUUUUUGUUCGAGAACAGCUUAUAAGUAUAAACAAUGAGAAUUCACGUAGUUAUAUUGGUGAUCCUAGCAUACUAUGGCUAUGAAGUAAAGGCUCAGAUAGUGGCUCCAACUGAAUCGGUUAUGCUACAGCAAGAGGUAUCGUUCAAUUGCUGUAACCAGUACCCCUAUUCGGAAAGACGAGACUUGCCGAUGACCUACUGUUAUGAGAAAACGUCUAAGGCUUUUGACAGAAUUUUCAGGACCACCUAUGUUGCCUUGAACAUAACUCCGCAAACUUACACUCUAUUCGAAGGAGGAAAUGCAGAGGAGGUUUGGUCACAGUACCUAACCCACAAAAGCUCUUGGUAUCCUACUUUCUUGAACUGGCGAAGAAACAACAUCUACUUAAAUCCGUUCAAUGACUCUUGCAUUGGAAUUUUGACCUAUGAUGACUAUUCCGUAAGGCUUGAGAUUCUAUAUCUUGAUGGUACCAGAUUUUCCCUUCUUAUCCUUGGAGUCAUCGCAGUGUUCUUCGCCUCCAGAUUGGCCCGACAACCGAUAUUCUUCUACAUCGUUGGAGUAUCUUCUGGAGUUCUUGGGUCCGUCCUCUUCAUUGCAUACUUCCUGCUACGUCUCCUCCCGAUGCGGAAAACAUUGGCAGUGGGUCUGUUAACCAGCGGAACGUCGUUUAUCUACUAUGGAUUUUGGUUACUAGAAAAGCAGAUAAAGGACAUUUAUGUACACGCACAUCGAGUACUGUGUUGGGUAUGUGGUGUUCUCAGCACUAAUCAGCUUCUUGGUCUGUUUUCGAUUUGGUCCAGUAGUGGAUCGUCGGAGCAUCAAGAUAAUAAAGUGGAUCCUACAGACCUUUGGGUUGCUGUUGAUAUACUUGAGCAUCAGCAUGGAAGAAUACUCACUGCCAUUCAUCAUCUGCAUCCUGAUUGGGUAUAUAAUGCCACCCAGGUGUACCAAAGCGGUACUCAAGGAAUUGAGAUAUUUUUGGAGGCAAUGGAGACUGCAGCGACAGAUGGCAAACCCUCCACCCCUGCUUACCGAAGAGCAGUACAUGCUACAAGGACAUGAAGUAACAACGCGAGAGCUAAAAAAGCUUCGUGAAUUCUGUACCGGACCCAAUUUCCAUCAAUGGCAAAGAGUCGUAGGACUCAAUAAUCCGCCCAAGUUUGUUGACUUCAUCAAUGGGGACAGUCAUAUCUCAUUAGAAGAAAGACUCCAGCACGAUGCUGAAUACUUGAAUAUGUCAGACGAUGAAGUGGCGGAUAGUCUGGAGGACGAAGAGGAAUUUGAAGGUUUUUAA